CAAUAACAUAUCUGCAAGAAUUUCCUUUGCUUUUUGCUUUUAAGAUAGUCUCACUGUUCUAUCUAAUCAAUCCCACACACCCCUUCAGUCCAAAUCACUGAAUAAAUAGCAUUAAAUUUCCUUUUUGUUCACCUAAAAUCAAAAGAUUUGCACAUUUAAGACUGUCUUUUGUUUCGAAUUAUUUUAUUCAUUUCACAGUGUCCACAUAUGCAUCUGGGAAGGUCUGGCCUUAUGUUUUGGACUUUUUGUAUUUUUCUGGUAAAUCGCACAGUAUGGUAGUAACAUGCUUCAGUUACAGCUGGAUAAAGAUUUUGAAGCUAAUCUUGAACGAAUUUGGUGUGAAGAAGCUAAAAUUCAUUUCCAUAUAGGCAAAUAGAAUUUCGUAGGGAUCAGUUACAAUCCCAGAUCUCAAGACUCUUAAGAAUUUCAGGCUCAGUUUUCUGCUCUUUCUCAAGAAAUUGCCCUUCAUUUUCUUGGAUUUUCUCCUGUCUAUUUUAGCAUAAUUCUUUGUAAUUGUGCAAGACUGCAAAUUUAUCAUCUGGGCUCUGUUUUAUCUCAAGUUUAUGCACUCUUUGAGCUCAAAAGUGGAAUUUUGAGCUUCUUGUGGAGAAAAAUAAGAUUUCUCUAUAGGGUAAUCAGAAAAUGUGGAGGCGGUUAAUUCAUGUGAGAAUGGCUUAUUCUAUGGAGGAAGCCAAGAUUGUGCGAAGCUAAAUUGGAGUGAGUAUUAUCUGAGAAUGGAAAGUAACAAAUCUCUACUUUGGAAAGUGGGAUUGGUGGUUUUGGCAUUGAUAGAGGGUUCUUAUUCAACACUAUCUCCUUCUGGUAUCAACUAUGAAGUUGUAGCUUUGAUGGCUAUAAAGAGUGAUUUACACGAUCCACAUGAAGUUUUGGAAAAUUGGGAUGCUAAUUCUGUAGAUCCUUGUAGUUGGAGGAUGGUUACUUGUUCCCCAGAUGGAUAUGUUUCUGCUUUAGGAUUACCUAGUCUGAGUUUGUCCGGAACCUUAUCAGCUGGAGUUGGGAACCUCACUAACUUGCAGUCUGUGUUGCUGCAAAACAAUGACAUUUGGGGUCCUAUUCCUGCUGCAAUUGGGAAGUUACAGAAACUUCAGACACUUGAUCUCUCCAACAAUAAAUUUAAUGGUGAACUUUCGAGUUCUCUCGGGGACCUGAAGAGUUUGAAUUACCUACGCCUCAACAACAACAGCUUUACUGGAUCAAUUCCCGACUCUCUGUCUAAACUCGAAAGCCUCUCUCUGGUGGACCUAUCUUUCAAUAAUGUGAGUGGUCCCUUGCCAAAAGUUUCUGCUAGAACAUUCAAAAUAGUUGGCAAUCCAUUGAUUUGCGGGCAGAAUUCUGAAAACAAUUGUUCAGCCGUCUAUCCAGAACCGUUGUCCUUCCCUCCAGAUACAGUGAAAGGUCAAUCAGAAUCUGGUGUCAGAAGUCAUCAUGUUGCCGUUGCUUUUGGUUCAAGCUUCAGUGCAGCCUUAAUAGUUAUAGUUGUAAUUGGGUUGCUUGUUUGGUGGCGAUAUAGACACAAUCAGCAGAUUUUCUUUGAUGUUAAUGAUCAAUAUGAUUUAGAGGUAUGCUUGGGUCAUUUAAGAAGGUUUACUUUUAAGGAACUCCGAGCUGCAACCGACCAUUUCAGUUCAAAGAAUAUUUUGGGAAAGGGAGGGUUCGGGAUUGUGUACAAGGGCAGCUUAAGUGAUGGGACUGUGGUAGCUGUCAAAAGAUUGAAAGACUAUAAUGCUGUUGGCGGCGAAAUUCAGUUUCAGACAGAAGUAGAAACAAUUAGUCUUGCUGUUCAUCGGAACCUCCUCCGCCUUUGGGGUUUUUGCUCAACCGAAAAUGAGCGCCUUCUACGCCUUCUAGUCUAUCCGUUUAUGCCAAAUGGGAGUGUGGCCUCUAGAUUGAAAGAUCAUGUACAUGGACAGCCAGUAUUAGACUGGUUGAGGCGAAGAAGAAUAGCCUUAGGAACUGCGAGGGGGCUAGUAUAUUUGCACGAACAAUGUGACCCCAAAAUUAUCCAUCGUGAUGUCAAAGCAGCCAACAUUCUGUUGGACGAAGACUUUGAGGCGGUAGUUGGGGAUUUUGGAUUGGCAAAGCUAUUGGAUCACCGGGAUUCUCAUGUUACAACAGCUGUUCGUGGAACUGUUGGCCACAUUGCUCCUGAGUAUCUGUCAACAGGUCAAUCAUCAGAGAAAACCGAUGUGUUUGGGUUUGGAAUCUUACUUCUUGAGCUCAUCACGGGACAGAAGGCUGUGGAUUUUGGCCGGGGUACCAACCAGAAAGGUGUAAUGCUUGAUCGGGUGAAGAAGCUCCAUAAAGAUGGGAAACUGAAUCUUAUGGUGGACAAAGAUUUAAAGAACAAUUUCGACAAAGUUGAACUGGAAGAAAUUGUUCAAGUUGCGCUCCUUUGUACACAAUUCAAUCCUACACACCGUCCUAAGAUGUCUGAAGUUUUAAGGAUGUUGGAAGGCGAUGGCCUAGUCGAGAAAUGGGAUUCGUGCCAGACAGUCGACACUCCAAGGUAUCCUGCUUACGAAAAUCAUCCUCAGAAAUAUUCUGAAUUCAUUGAAGAAUCAUCUCUUGUGGUUGAGGCAAUGGAACUCUCUGGCCCAAGAUAACAGUCAGUUUUGUUUCUUUCUUCUGUAUACAUGUUCUUUUUUCUAUGCCAUUAAUUUUCUAAGCUUGAAAUGAGAAAUAUAGACUGUAACUAUCACCUGCAUGUAUUCAUCCUGUAAAAAGAAGAGAAAGCCAUGUACAUUCUGUGUUUUUUACCUCCAGCAUGCUAGAUUUUCGCAGUUGUGUCAAAAGGGUAAAGUGAAUGGCCCGAUACAGCCCUUUUUGUGGCAGGA
Molecule: messenger RNA, 2855 nt
Organism: Olea europaea var. sylvestris
Lineage: Eukaryota; Viridiplantae; Streptophyta; Magnoliopsida; Lamiales; Oleaceae
Product: protein NSP-INTERACTING KINASE 3-like
Exons: 12
Coding region: 735-2624 (629 amino acids)
Biological process (GO): protein phosphorylation
Molecular function (GO): ATP binding; protein binding; protein kinase activity
Source: RefSeq, a predicted model, not a curated record